This is a messenger RNA of Limulus polyphemus (Atlantic horseshoe crab), 718 nucleotides long. RefSeq lists its product as uncharacterized. The annotation marks the transcript as partial. The record is from RefSeq and is a predicted model, not a curated record. The transcript has 3 exons. NCBI's taxonomy places the organism in Eukaryota, Metazoa, Arthropoda, Merostomata, Xiphosura, Limulidae.
AUGGGAGCUGCUGAUAUGAAUUUAAGAGAACAUUUUUUGGGUUUUCUUCCAAUGAAGGAAACAACUGAUACUUUCAUGACUGAAAACAUCCUUCAUCAACUUGAAGAAAUUUCAUUAUCCUUGGAGAACUUACAUGGCCAGGGCUAUGAUAAUGGCAGCAGCAUGAAAGGUUCAACACGUUGCUGGGAUGUUCUCUUACACCAUGUGGCAAGUCUAAAAGAGAAGCCAUUAUGUGAAACAAGAUGUGAGAGUUGCAUUGAGGCCUUAAAACCCCUUCGCUACCAUAUUGGCGAUAUCUGUGAGGCAAUUAUGGAAAUUGCUGAUGGCACUACCCUUACAGGAUUGUCUGGCAAUUCAGCACGUACCAAAGUAAAAGCUCUUGCAAAUGGGUCUUCUGACUUCAAGUUUUUGGUUUCUCUUACACUAAGUUCAGUGUUUGGUUUUCUCUACGAUAUUAAAAAUAUGUAUGGUAAGACACAAAUAGAAAUGAGAGAACACUGUGUAAAGCUAGAAUCAGCUUUGCAGCAUGGUGAAUCUAAAGAUAUUGAUGCUGCUGACUUGUGCAGUGAAAUUCAAGCAAUUGCACAUCAUCUACCAGAAUCUCUGCCACCUCAAGCAGUGCUGAAGUUCAUUUGUGAACAUAGCCUCAUUGUCAGUGUUUCCAAUAUAUUUACUGCACUUUGCAUUCUUCUCACUCUGUCUGUUACUGGUACAUAUG